Molecule: messenger RNA, 318 nt
Organism: Linum trigynum
Lineage: Eukaryota; Viridiplantae; Streptophyta; Magnoliopsida; Malpighiales; Linaceae
Source: the annotation of a GenBank genome assembly
AUGUCGGCUGGAUUUAAUUUGGCUGUGAUUGGGGCUCCGUUGAAGCUCUCUGGUAUUUUGAUUGCUGCUUCUACAAAAGUGAUUGUCUCCGACGCCGUCAGCUCUCUCCAUUCUGCCGUUGCCGCUCGCAGACGCUGCUGCUUCCCCUGCUUUAUGCGACUCUGCUGUUCCCAGCAGAGAACGGUGCUGAGGUCCUCGUUUGAUUCGAUGCGUUUGAGGCCAAAACGGACUUCUUCUGGUAUUGUGGAGUGCUUUGGGGGUUUUCACAUAAAUCGAUUUUCUCACUUAUUCUUGUUCUUGAGAGGGGGUCUCACUUGA